ACAUACUGUAACAUAGCCAUUUAACUCUGGUUACUUCUUUGCCAACAUUAAUAUCUUACUUGAAAAUGGAAUAACCCAAAAAUAUUAUUAUAUGGUUAAAAUGCCUAAUUCAGAUCACCAUCUAAAUGAACACUGAAGUGUACUGUUGGUUCAUGUUUUUAUAGUGCUUAAUAUUUUUCUGCAAAAACAAAGGUAAUAAUGCAGCUAAGAAAUGAAUUUAUGCUGUUUUUAUUCUUCAGUUGCUAAAAACAAGAAAUUGCACACGGGCAUAGUUUUCCUAACAACAAUACGUACAUAUUAGCAAUUUGGCUUCGUGUCUUAAACAUUGCAUAAUAUUUUAUUUGUUUAAUAUGAGGAAGCAGGAAUAAGUGAUCUGCAAUCAAAAAGCUUGCAUUAAAAUGGCUCCCAUAGGUUUUGUUAAAGAAGGAUCUGUUUCAAAUCUACACCUUCUGACACAUUGUUGACAGUGAAGAAUAUUUGUAUAAGCUGCUCUUGUGCAUGUAAUGAAACGUAGCAUUGUGAGUCUGUUAAAGCUUGCUAUUUUUAAUCACUCAUAUAAUUCUUUUAUAGUGCACAAAAAAUAAAUGUCUGCAUUGCAGUAAGAUGUCUGAGGCAAGGUAGAGACAGCAGUGUUGUUUUACAGAUCAGCCCAAUCACGCUGCUCUGUGGAAUACUUGAGCCAAUAGAAACAGAGUGUAGGUUAAAGAUUGACAAUUGCAGUGGCAAGACUGAAAGGCCUUCUGGAAAUUUCUACCAUCUUUGUUUCAUCUAAGUAAAGCAAAUUCAGAUAAGCUGAAGAAUUUCAUGUAUUUUUGGGGCUUUGUUAAGCUUGGCUGAAGAGGAAAUAAAGGCAGAGCAGGAGGUGGUGGAGGGGAUGGAUAUCUCCACUCGAUCCAAAGAUCCUGGCUCUGCCGAACGCACAGCACAGAAGAGGAAGUUUCCCAGCCCUCCGCACUCUUCCAAUGGCCACUCCCCUCAAGAUGCAUCCACGAGCCCUAUUAAAAAGAAAAAGAAACCUGGCCUAUUGAACAGUAACAAUAAAGAGCAGUCAGAACUAAGACAUGGUCCGUUUUACUAUAUGAAGCAGCCACUCACCACAGACCCUGUUGAUGUUGUACCACAGGAUGGACGGAAUGAUUUCUAUUGCUGGGUUUGUCAUCGGGAAGGCCAAGUCCUCUGCUGUGAACUCUGUCCUCGGGUUUAUCAUGCUAAGUGUCUGAAACUGACAGCGGAACCAGAGGGGGAUUGGUUUUGCCCAGAAUGUGAGAAAAUUACUGUAGCAGAAUGCAUAGAAACUCAGAGUAAAGCUAUGACAAUGCUCACCAUUGAACAGCUAUCAUACUUACUCAAGUUUGCACUACAGAAAAUGAAACAGCCAGGGACAGAGCCAUUUCAAAAGCCAGUUUCACUGGAUCAGCACCCAGAUUAUGCAGAAUAUAUCUUUCAUCCAAUGGACCUUUGUACAUUAGAAAAGAAUGUUAAAAAGAAAAUGUAUGGUUGCACUGAAGCAUUUUUGGCUGAUGCCAAAUGGAUUUUGCACAAUUGCAUUAUUUACAAUGGGGGAAAUCACAAAUUGACACAGACAGCAAAAGUCAUAAUCAAAAUCUGUGAACAUGAGAUGAAUGAAAUCGAAGUGUGUCCGGAAUGUUAUUUAGCUGCUUGCCAAAAACGAGAUAACUGGUUUUGUGAGCCUUGUAGCAAUCCUCACCCUUUGGUCUGGGCUAAACUCAAAGGCUUUCCAUUCUGGCCUGCUAAAGCACUGAGAGAUAAAGAUGGACAAGUCGAUGCCCGUUUCUUUGGCCAACAUGACAGGGCCUGGGUUCCAAUAAAUAAUUGCUACCUCAUGUCUAAAGAAAUUCCUUUUUCUGUGAAAAAGACUAAAAGCAUCUUCAACAGUGCAAUGCAAGAGAUGGAGGUUUAUGUUGAUAAUAUUCGUAGAAAGUUUGGAGUAUUUAAUUACGCACCUUUCCGGACACCAUAUACUCCCAACAACCAAUACCAAAUGUUGUUAGACCCUGCAAACCCAGCAGCUGGAACUGCAAAGACAGACAAACAAGAAAAAAUCAAACUGAACUUCGACAUGACAGCAUCACCCAAGAUUCUAAUGAGCAAAUCUAUGCUGAGCAACACUGGUCGAAGGAUUUCCUUAACAGAUAUGCCACGGUCACCAAUGAGUACCAACUCUUCAGUUCACACCGGAUCUGAUGUUGAACAGGAUGCAGAAAAAAAAGCAACCUCCAGUCAUUGUAGUGCAAGUGAAGAGUCCAUGGACUUCAUUGACAAGAGUUCAGCUUCUCCAGCACCAACAAGGACCGGCCAAGCAGGGAGCUUAUCAGGCAGCCCAAAACCUUUCUCUCCUCAAGCCUCAACACCCAUUGCUGCUAAGCAAGAAAGAUCUUCCACUCCAGGAAGCAUUCUGAACCUUAACCUUGAUCGCAGCAAAGCUGAGAUGGAUCUGAAAGAACUGAGUGAAUCAGUCCAGCAGCAGUCCACACCUGUGCCACUAAUUUCGCCAAAACGACAGAUUCGCAGCAGGUUCCAGCUUAAUCUUGACAAGACAAUAGAGAGUUGUAAAGCACAGUUAGGAAUCAAUGAAAUCUCUGAAGAUGUUUAUAAUGAAGUAGAACAUAGUGACUCUGAGGAUUCUGAAAAAUCAGACACCAGUGACAGUGAAUAUAUCAGUGAUGAAGAACAGAAAUCAAAGAACGAUCAGGAAGAUGGAGAGGAUAAAGAGAGUGGAAAAAGUGAUAAAGAGUCACUGACCAUGAAAAAAAAACCUAAACCACCAGCUGCAGGUGAAGUUAAAGAGGAACUUAAUAGCACAAGUCCUGGAGUGGAGAAAACAGACACCCCUAUAAAAGAAAAGGCAAAUACAGACACUGAGAAAGACUUUUCGGAAAAUGGAAAAAACUUGCAGCAUCCUGCAAAAGAAAAAUUGAAAGGUAAAGAUGAGACAGACUCUCCAACUGUGCAUCUGGGUCUAGACUCUGAUUCAGAGAGUGAACUUGUCAUCGAUCUAGGGGAAGAUCAUUGUGGGCGUGAGGGACGGAAAAACAAGAAAGAAUCUAAAGAACCACCUCCUAAACAAGAUGUUGCAGGUAAAAUUCCACCUUCUUCCAGUGCAAGCAGCCAGCCUCCACCUGAAACUCCAGUGCUUACCCGAUCUGCUGCACAAACACCACCAGCUGGAGUCACAGCUACUACUAGUGCUACUUCUACUGUCGCUGCUCCAGCAGCAGCCACAGGGAGCCCUGUGAAAAAGCAAAGGCCGCUUCUACCUAAGGAAACAGCCCCUGCUGUGCAAAGAGUAGUGUGGAAUUCUUCAAAUAAAUUUCAAACAUCAUCUCAGAAGUGGCACAUGCAAAAGGUACAGCGGCAGCAGCAGCAGAGUCAGCAAUCUCAACAGUCACAACAACCUCAGUCUUCCCAAGGGACAAGAUACCAGACAAGACAGGCAGUAAAAGCUGUACAGCAAAAAGAGAUCACCCAGAGCACUUCCACGUCAACUAUCACCUUGGUUACAAGUACUCAACCUGUUUCUAUGGUUACUAGUUCUGGAUCUUCAAGUACACUUUCUUCUUCAAUUAAUACAGACUUACCAAUAGCAACAGCUUCAGCUGAUGUGGCUGCAGAUAUUGCAAAGUACACUAGCAAAAUGAUGGAUGCAAUAAAAGGUACAAUGACUGAAAUAUACAAUGAUCUUUCAAAAAAUACCACUGGAAGUACAAUAGCUGAGAUUCGUCGUUUGAGAAUCGAAAUAGAGAAACUUCAAUGGUUACAUCAACAGGAGCUCUCAGAAAUGAAACACAAUCUUGAAUUGACAAUGGCGGAGAUGCGGCAAAGUCUAGAGCAGGAGCGUGAUCGUUUGAUUGCUGAAGUAAAGAAGCAGCUGGAGUUGGAGAAGCAGCAAGCCGUGGAUGAAACCAAGAAGAAGCAGUGGUGUGCUAAUUGCAAGAAAGAGGCCAUCUUCUACUGCUGCUGGAAUACCAGCUACUGUGACUACCCUUGCCAGCAAGCUCACUGGCCUGAGCAUAUGAAAUCCUGCACACAGUCAGCUACUGCAACACAACAAGAAACAGAUACUGAAAUUAGUCCAGAAACAUUAAAUAAAUCGUCCCAGCCCAGCUCCAGUACACAGCCUCCAUCCACAGAAACAGCCAGCACCCCAAAGGAAAAGGACAGUGCAGCUGAUAAAAACAAAGACUGUGUUACAAUAGCAACAGGUGUGACAAGCAACCAGCCUAUAAAACUGGUCCAGGUACCGCAGACCACCACCUAUAUUCCAACUACUCAACCCACAAUUGUAAGUACAUCAUCAUCAUCAUUUAAAGUCUGCAAUAGAACUGUUCCUGGCAUUAAAAUACAUCAAUAUUUUUGGGGGUCGUUUCCUGUCUGUUGCUCUAUCAGGAUAUGAAUUCACUGGUAUCAAGUCUCAAUUUGCAGUGCAAAAUGUCUUAUUUUGCUGUGCAACAUUCCAUCUUUGUCAUGCCUUUCAUUUUCAUCAUUUGGUUAUUACAAGAAACUAGGAAAAGCCACUGGGCAUAUACUUAAGGCACUGACGAUAGUCAACUCGUUGCUUGCAUUAGAAUUUUGACAUUAUUUACCAGUUUGAUUUUGGUUAUUUGACCAAGAAAUCGUGAUAAAUAUUGCAUGUAGUUAAUGUACCAUCUUUUCCAGUGGUAUCCUAAAGAGCUUUAUAUAAUAUUGGUAUAUUAGAGUUAGGGAUGUGAAAGGUUAACUGGUAAGCAUCACCCUUAACUGCUGUGGACGGGGGCUGCUCCAGACUUGUGGGGCCUGGCAUGGUCAUAGGCUGCUCCAGGCAUCCAGAGCAGCCCCUGUGCACAUCUGGCCUGAUGCAUUCCUGGCAGGGGCUGCUCCAGGUGUUUAACCAGUUCCAUGCUUAAUGGGUUAACCAAUUACAUGGGAUUUUACAUCCCUAAUUAGACUCCUAGCCUGAAAUGGCAGUAACUAUGAAGGCAGAUUGCACUGCUAAUAUGCAUUCAUCAGCAUUCGAUCUAAAAUGUGGCCUUGGACAUCAGGACCUGUGUUACUGAGAGAGGGAAUGAUGUCUGUGUCCCUGGGAUUAUACCCACUAUUCUUUAUCCACUAAUAUGUGCCAAUGGCACUUUGAUUUUUUCCCUGUAUACUCAACCACAGACAAGACAAAAAUGAGCUCCAUUUAAUGCUUAAAACUCUCUAACACGCCUUAAAUUCCAAUGUAAUGCUCUCUAAUGCUGCACUUAGCUCAGUUUCCACACUGAAACCUGAAGUUCUUCAAACUAACAGGGAAAAAUGCGUGUGUCUCUCUGACACUUAGCAUCAUAUGUUACCCAUUUUUGGGUUGUGAGUUUGAAAGUAAAAGUAACUCAGCCAGUGUUCAUAUAUUUGGCUUAGUUCAUUUUUAUACUGUGAUAUUAAUGGUUGUUUUGUGUUAGUUAUUUUCAUACAGUGUUGCACAAUCAUCACGUCUUAUCCAUUAAUUCUGUCACUCUGAGGAUAUUCUUGCUGGAUGUCAUGACUUUAAAAAACAACAACAACCUUCCCAACAGCUAAGUCAUUAAUCAUAAUAGAGAGCACUCAGUACCUCUCAAGAAAGUACUUAGAACCAUUGCCCUGACAGACUUCCAACACCAGUGAGAAGCCAUUAUAACUGUUCUAAAAUCAGACCUUAGGCAUCAGACCAAGUUAGAGAAAUGCCGAUGCUCCAGUAUCCUAAAUUGGCCUCUUCAGGCAUUCAGGAAAUGGUGAUAAUGUCCACAACUGUCCUACUGAAUAUGCAUGCAGCUUGAGUCAAAAGGAAUCUGAAAGUACUAAAAGAUUUUAGGACACAGCUACAAACAACUUGUGUGUGUGCUAAUAUAGCUACAUACCUUUUAAAUUGUCUAAUGCCUGAGCAUGCACAAAUGUGCAGUUUUGUGGGAACCAGGUAGAGAGGCUUGGCUUAAAAAUUGACUGCUCUGAGGAAACAACCACAAUGCAUUUAAGGAGUCCUAACAAAUAUCAUACCGUGAUCAGUAAAACAGGGAUUAAAAGUUAGUAUUAGUCCCAUCUAAACAUGUUUUUAAAAGAUCCAGAUAGCAAAAUGAAGUUCCGUACUUUUACUGCUAAUAGACAGUUUUCUAGUGCAUAAGUCUCAAACUUUUAGUCCGCUGUCCAUCCCUAGCCAGAAUGAUUGCAGAGUCUGGCUCAGGACUCCUGGGGGCAGGCUAUUUGUUACCAACCCCCAACCCUUUCCAUCAUUGCCCUCUCCACCAUGAUACCCGAUUCCCAAGGAUGUGUCUUUGAGGAUCACCGAGGGGCUCUGGCGGAAAGUACAGUGGGUGCAACUGCUGCCAGUAUGUGGCACCAGGCUCCCCUGAUGAUCCCUGAAGUCACGCCUUGGGGAUAGAGUUCCAAGAAGGGCAGAGGGCAAGACAGUAGUGGGGCAGGGUGGGGUUUGGGGACCAGUAACGGACCCUCCCUCAGCCUGCUGGGAGUCCCAGGUUGGAUUGUGCAAACACUCAGUCCGACGAUGGCCUGUGGGCUUGGAGUUGUUCUGGUGACUUUCUCAUCUUGAUCUACAUUUAUAAGUUGUCAGCAUCCAUUAAGAAUAUGAAAGAACCCACACCUUCUCCAGCAUAGCUCUUGUGUUGACAUAGAGUGGCUACACAGGAGACCUUACAGUGGCACAGCUGCAGUGGAACAGCUGAUACCUAGCAUAGGCAUAGCCAGUCUCUGUAGCACCAAUACAACCUCAGUUUCUUGUUAUCUACCAAUUGAGUCCUUACUCUGAAUGACUUCCAAUAAACCCCCAUUGCACAUCAAAAAUCAUCCUGAUUACUAAAUGGCAAUAGUCUUGUAUUUACUUCGUAAACUUCCAUGUUUGUUUUUUUAUUCUUCUUUGAAUGAAAAUAGUGAUAAAUGGUUAAGUGCUCUAAAUCUGUCGUCAUUCCAUUUCUGCAGAAAUGUUGUAGCUUCUGCAAUGAGUAGACUUUCUCACAAAAGAGAUGGUAAAUAUUUCAAUGCUUGCAGUCCUGAUUAGCCAAGGAUAAUAGCAAUAUUUGCUGAAUACCACCAAGUCACUAGUGUAAAACGCUCUAUGAAACAUUGUGGAGAAUGUGCAUUUCUUCUUCCAUCUUCUCUGUGCAGUUUUAUGUCUAUGUCAGAAGGAGGACUUGGGCAUCUCUUUCAGUUCCCCAAAAACCUGUGCUCCUUGUUUCUUUCCCUUUAAAGCCUUCUGGACAGAAAUUGAUGUAGGGAUGUUAGAGAGUAGUCGAGUGGACUAUUCGACUACUUGCUUUCCCCUCCCCUUGCUACCUCUGUAUAAGAGGCAGCAAGGGAAGGGAACAGGCGGCAGUGCUGGGGUUAGCUGGCUUAAAAGCCAGUUCCCCCAGCACCAUUUCCACAGUGCCAUCCCCCCGCUGCCUCCUUUAGAAGCUCCUGUCGGGGGGGGGGGGGGAAUCCCAGCAGGGAGCUGGCUCCCCCCUCACACACACGCCCCCUCCCCACCAAGCAGCCCCUGGCCACUGCGAACAGGGACUGCUGGAUUUGGCUCAUGCUGGUCUGGGAUUCUGCACCUCUGCAUUUUAAAUGUAGUAAAAGCCCAGCAGCUCUUAGUAAAUUUAAAAUGCAGAGCCGCAGCCCAGGUGGCUCCUGGAGCCAUCAUGAGCUAAGACUGCUCAGUCCCAGAUCAAGUCGGCUCCGGGAGCUCCCCCCGCUGCAGUUCUGCAGAGAAGUCUUUAUCGACUAAUCAUGUAGCCAAUAUAGAUUGUAUCUAUUUACAUGAGUAGCCAGAUAACCGCAAUUUAACAUCCUUAAACUCAUGCAGUUGCUUGGUCACCAGUUGGGCUCCAGGAGAAGUGUGCCAGAACAUACUUUUUACAGAUUAGAAGCUGCUGCUAUGAGCAAACGGACUUACAUUUCUGGAGGAAGGUUAAAGUAUAGAGAUCUGCUUCUCAGGUCUGCCAGUAAUUUGCUGUGAGCUUGAGCAAGUCACUUAACCAUUUUGUGCUUCCAUAUGUCUAGCUUUAGAAUAAAAUAUCUACCAAAUAGGGUAUUAUGAGAUUUAAUUUGUUAAUGUGUGUAAAAGCACUUUGAUGCCUUCAGUUGGAAUUCAUGACAGAACUGCAAAAUUUUCUUUACUAAGGUCAUGUCUAUGCUAUGGACCUUACAGCAGCACAGCCAUAUAGCUACAGCUGUGCCAUGGUAUGGUUUUCUAUGUAGCCACUCUUCGCUGACAAGAGAGCUCUCCUGCUGGCGUAAUGAACACCCUCUUCCCUCCCCCCCUCCUUAUGGAGCAACAUAGUGCUAUCCACACCAGUACUUUUGCCCGUGAAACUUAUGUUGGCCAAGGGUGCAGGUUUUUUCCAUUAAAAAAAGUUAUACCAACAAGAGAGUUAGUAUAGACCAGUGUUUCUCAGCCAGUGGUACAAGUACCCUUAGGGGUACUGGAGAAAAGUCUGAGGGGUACAUCAACACAAGUGAUAUUUGGAGAAAACUGAAUUUUUGUUUGAAGUUUUACAGCGCUUUAUUAUUUUUUGUACUUUUUACACCCAAAAAUGUUAUUGUCUGCCCGGCUACGAUUAAGUUAUUUAAACAAAUGUGUUGCAAUGGUAGAAAAAAAAAUUGUGUGUCUGAAAACUGUAGGUACUGGGGAUACUUUUUUUUUUUUUAAAGUGGUACUUUAUAAAAAAAAGGGUUGAGAAACACUGGUAUAGACAAUGUGUAAACAUGGCAAAAGACAGUUCGCAGUAAUAGUAGGGUUUUGUUGUUGUUCUGUGCAAAAUAAGCUUGCACUAUUAUCUACACUAUUGUUUUUACGAAAACAUAUGUUUUUCAUUCUCACUUGUGCUUGAGCAUAUGGGGCAGGGGAGAAAUCCUUAGAAUCAUAGAAUCCUAGGGCUGGAAGACACCUCAGGAGGCCAUCGUGUCCUGCCCCCUGCCCAAAGCAGGACCAGUCCCUUCCUGGGGAGAAUAUUAUUAAUGGAAUUGCGAAACCCUAAAUGCACUUAUAAAGUUGUGUGUUUUGUAUUCCAGUUUGAGAAGUCACAAAUAUGUUUCUCUAAGUAACAAAGGAUUUUCACAGCCCCAUUCUGUAUUAGUUUUGGUAAAUGUACACAGAAAUGGGCUAACUACUGAGAAUUCUUCAAGAACAGACAGAGUACUUAUAAUAGCCAUCGGGACCACCUGUUCCUUUAUCUCUGUGUAGCUGUGGUUCUCAGACUGUAGGUUGAGACCCCAUAGUAGAUUGUGACCUUGUUUUCGUGGGACUGCCAGGGCUGAUGUUGGACUUCCUGGAGUCCAGGACUAUGUUCCCUGUAAGCUACACAGUUGUGUAACUACCUUCAUGACCCUGCACAAGCACUCAAGGCACCCGUGCAAGGAGGAGAGGAGGGCUGCACCUCCUCCAAUCUAACAUCCAGACAGGUGGCCCGAGGAGGAAGAGCCUGAUCCAGGUUCCUCUCCCCCCAGCCCAAACAUUACUGCAGCCUGGGUGCCCAGCUUCGGAGCAGUCCCCCCACCUCCGCCAGGGCAUUCUGGCCCCAGAGGGGCUCCUCUCUUGAGGCCAGAGAGGCCUGGCUCUGGAGCAGCUCCCCGCCAUAAUUGAAGCAGCCUGUCCCAGAGGAACUCUUGAUCAUAGCAGUGUGGACUCAGAGCCUCCAUGUCUUGACCUGGUCCUAGACCUUCUUCCUUCCCCUGCUCCCCUGUCACACUCCUGCACCCCACCCUCAGCCCAGUCCCAGAGAGCCCUUGCACCCCAACCUGGUCUGAGCCCUCAUCCCCACCCCAGAGCCUUCACCUCCAGCUGGUGCCCUCACCUUUGUGCCCCAGCUGCAGACCUGAGCCCCCUCUUGCGCUCAGAACCCCUUAGCCCCAUCCCUGCCGCAUAAAUGUUGUGUUAUCAAUAUUAAGGCAACUUGUCUCACAUCUCCAAUAACAGAAUUCAUUCUGUUCAAGAGUGGGAAAAAUUAGAAGGAACACUGAUCCAGGGCUGAAGCUUGAGCCCUUCUGCCCAGGGCCAAAGCCCAAGGGUAGAAGCCCUGGGCAACAAGGCUCAGGUUGCAGGACCCCACAUCACAUACCUGGGGCUGAAGCCUUUUGGUGUUGACUUUGCCCCCUAACCUGGGGCAGUGGAGCUCAUGGUUUGCUCUGCCCCUCGCCUGGGACAGUGGGGCUUGAGCAAGCCCAGGCUUUGGUCCCCUCUCCUGGAGUUAGGUAAUGUUUUUUGUUGUUGUUGUUGUUGUUGUCAGAAGGGUAUCAUGGUGCAAUGAAGUUUGAGAAUCACUGCUGUAUAUCAUAACAGAUUAUAGGGAAAUUGAGGAGAUUUUCUGCCUUUAGAACAGCUGCUAAGUCUUGAAUAAAAGAUCCUAUUUCUAGUUUUUCACUAGAAAAUGAUGGGCUCUAUUUCUGUGGUGGUGUGAAUGUAACCUUUAACAUAACAAUAUGUGUUUUGCUUGGUUUUAAUCCACAGACCAUUCCUGUAGUGGUAAGUCCUUCUGCUGGGACAGUGGCAAUGAGAACUGGAGUUCAGUAUGUUCAGACCACAAUGCCAGUCCAAGUACGAAGAGUCUAACUACUAACAAGAAACCCAAGCGACAGUUGGAAUAAAUAAUUAAUAAAAUCUGUCUAAUAGAAAUGUGAAAAUAAACACAGUUCUUUGGAUUAACCUCAAAGGUUCAGACUUUAGCUUUGUAUAUGUGUACAAAGCAUUAACUACACUACAUUAAUGUAAAGCAUUAGCGCUGGCUUUAAAAAGCUGAGGUAAAAUCCAUGUUAAAUCUAUGCUUUGGUUGUAAAUAAUGUACAAUUUGUGGAUGUCAUUAAAGUUAGAGUACCAUCUCCUUUUUAUAUUUGUAUUGACUUUAACUUAUAAAGAGUGUUUGAAGUUGGUAAAGGAAAGAUUAAAAUAGCCUUAUCACGAAUGAACAUUGAAAACUGGACUUAAGGAACUGAAGUUCCACAAAAUCACUUUCUUUAGUUAUCAAGAAAGAAUCUGAUCAUCUUAUUUGGGAAUAAAAACAAUUGAGCACUUUGAAACGGAAUUAAAAAAAAAUUGUCCAACUAAAGUUGAAAAUGUACUUUUUAAAAAUUGAUUUUAUUGGGCAAAUUAUGAAAUUUGCAAUCUGUGGGCCUGAAGUACACAAAGAGGGUAUUUUUGUUUGUUUUUUACAGUGACCAGACUGUUUGAAAUGAUAUUGUUUACAGGAAACCAUCUUAAAUUUCAUUCAGCUUAACAGCAGUACAGUAGAAAGAAUAAUACCAACUGUUUAGUAACCUGAUUUAUGGUCAAUAGUAUCAGAUGUGAGAAAAGUGGAAUUUUUUUUCUAUGCUUCAUAGUUCAGUUUUUUUAAAAAUUUGUCUCUAAAAAACUUUGAAAUGCUUUUCAAAUGGAACAAGAACUUGAUUUGGAGAAGACUAUGUAUCAUGAAACAUGGGCGAAGGACUUUUGAUGCUGGGCUAGAGCAUGUAUUAUUUAUAUGAUGGAAUUUACAUUUUUAUGUAAGCAUGAAACAGUACAGUAUGAGAGAAAGUAACCCAUGAAAAUUCUGUCUGUUACACUUAUACUGUAGUACCAUUUUGUAUGUUGUGUAAAACGAAAGCAUUGAACAAAGCAAAGGUAAUGUAUGUAUAUGAGAAAAUUAAUUGUAUUAUAUCAUUCCAGUACAUUUUGUUGUACAUUUUAGUCAUGUUGAUUUCUCCCAUUGUUUAUAAAAGGAUGCGAUUUGUACAGUCUCCAGCUAGUUACCCACAUUAGAGGAAAAAAAAGUAUUAGAAGAAAAAAAAAUUGAGAACAGAAUAUUCGUGAAUUGCAGUUGUGUCAAAAAUAGCCUAGCUGGCCUUAUUUGUGAAGCAUAAUUGCUUUUAGCAUAUGGAAGUAUUUUUUCACAUUUUCUUUGUAUAAAAUUUGUAUUAAACUUAAAUAUCUUUUUGAUUAUUGUGUUUCUUUGUGACUGAGACAGGUGACACACUCUAUGCUUUGGGUUUCCCCAAUUUUUCAGGAAUCGUCACAAUUUUUUAUUAAACAGUUUUA
Pelodiscus sinensis (Chinese soft-shelled turtle) is the source of this 12010-nucleotide messenger RNA. Lineage: Eukaryota; Metazoa; Chordata; Testudines; Trionychidae. The record is from RefSeq and is a predicted model, not a curated record.